AUGACCCACUGCCAUAGCACCACCACAACAUGCUUGCCUCAGAACCAUGUUGCACUGUUCAUACUUGGAGAUUCACUCUUUGAUAAUGGAAACAACAACUACAUCAACACCACCACCGAUUACCAAGCAAACUAUGCUCCCUACGGAGAAACUUUCUUCAAAUACCCCUCUGGCAGGUUUUCUGAUGGACGCAUGAUACCAGAUGUCGUUGCUGAACUUGCCAAGUUGCCAAUACUUCCACCAUACCUGCAUCCGGGUCGAGUAGAACAUGUCUAUGGAGUCAAUUUUGCUUCAGGAGGUGCAGGUGCUCUGCGUGAAACUUCUCAAGGAUUUGUUGUAGACCUGAAAACUCAGGCCAGUUAUUUAAAAAAUGUAAAGAAUUCAUUUGUUCAGAGAUUGGGACAGAAAACAGCAGAGGAAAUUAUGUCAAAAUCUGUGUACUUCUUUAGCAUUGGAUCGAAUGACUAUGGUUCUCUUCUCCACCCAAACUCAAAUCCUGUGAUUCUUCCCGUUGAUCAUCAACCAUUUGUAGAUACUGUCAUUGGAAACCUCACAGACGUCCUCAGAGAAAUUUAUAAUCUUGGAGGAAGGAAAUUUGGAUUUGUUAACGUGGGUCCAAUAGGAUGUCUCCCUGCCAUAAGGGUUUUGGUCAAUAAUGGAAGCACGUGCCUUGAAGAAUUUUCAGCCAUAGGAAGACUGCACAACAUUGCACUUUCAAAAAGGCUUCAAGAGCUAGAGAAACAGCUCAAGGGAUUUAAAUACUCAAUCAAUGAUUUUUAUGGAGCAUUAUCUGAAGUGCUGAACUAUCCUACAAAAUAUGGUUUCAAAGAAUCGAGUAAGUCAUGUUGUGGAGGUGGACCAUAUAGAGGAGAUGGUAGUUGUGGAGGGAACAAAGGGAUCAAAGAAUACGAGUUAUGUGACAAUCCCAAUAAAUAUUUGUUCUUCGAUUCUAAUCAUCUUACUGAUAGAGCUAGCCAGCAUUUCGCCCAGUUGGCAUGGAAUGGAAAUCGCACUGUUGCAAGUCCUUACAAUCUGAAACAACUCUUUGAAUUUUGA
Sphenostylis stenocarpa is the source of this 1056-nucleotide messenger RNA. NCBI's taxonomy places the organism in Eukaryota, Viridiplantae, Streptophyta, Magnoliopsida, Fabales, Fabaceae. The record is from the annotation of a GenBank genome assembly.